This is a messenger RNA of Anolis carolinensis (green anole), 1202 nucleotides long. Its product is annotated as leukocyte elastase inhibitor-like. Gene Ontology annotation, molecular function: serine-type endopeptidase inhibitor activity. NCBI's taxonomy places the organism in Eukaryota, Metazoa, Chordata, Lepidosauria, Squamata, Anolidae. The transcript has a single exon. The coding region runs from base 138 to 1148 and encodes 336 amino acids. The record is from RefSeq and is a predicted model, not a curated record. Gene Ontology annotation, biological process: negative regulation of endopeptidase activity; negative regulation of interleukin-1 beta production.
UGAGGCAUUGGAGGGCAGGACCCCAAAGAUGCAUUCAUUCAGAGGCAUCACCCCUGGAGCCAACCCCAGGCAUCCAAAACUCGCUGAGCUGCAUUCCCACAUUGACCCGCUUUGGAGACCACUGAGAGAAAAACUUCAUGACGGAUCAAGUGGCCAGUGCAAACUCUCAUUUUGCCCUUGAUCUCUUCCAAAAGUUGAGCGAAGCCGACUCAACAGGCAAUAUCUUCUCUUCUCCACUUAGCAUGACCCCUGCACCCGCCAUGGUCUUCUUAGAGGCCAAAGGUGACACGGCAACACAACUCUUGAAGACAUUUCAUUUUGAUGGUGUUGAAGACUUCCAUUUAAGACUCCAAGCACUCAGUAUUACGGUAAACCAGAGCAAUGUCCCUUACGUACUGAAGCUUGCUAAUAGGUUGUAUGGAGAAAACACCUAUACCUUUUUGCAAGAUUACUUGACUAGAACUCAGAAGCUAUAUGGUGCAGAACUAUCCAUGGUAGAUUUCCUAAAUGUUGCAGAAAGUAUGCGAAAACAAAUUAACCAGUGGUUUGAGAGUUGGACUGAAAGCAAGAUUAGUGAAGUGUUAUCUGAAGGUUCUGUUAAUCAACUGACCAAACUGGUUCUGGUGAAUGAGAUUUACUUUAAAGUAGCUGGAAAGAGAAGUUUCAAGAAGAAACUAGGCUCAGCAAGAAGGAAAAAAAAGAAUGUGAAGAUGAUGCUCAUGAAAAAGAAAUUUCCUUUUGGUUAUAUUGCUGAAUGCAAAUGUCGAGUGCUGGAACUACCUUACCAGGGAAAAGAGCUUAGCAUGAUCCUCCUACUGCCUAAUGAUAUUGAUGAUUCCACUGGCCUAGAGCAGCUGAAGAAGCAAUUCACUUUAGGCAAGCUCCAGGAGUGGACACAGCCCAGAAAUAUAUAUUCUUGCAAUGAAAUCUAUGUACACCUGUCUAAAUUUGAGCUGGAAGAGAGCUAUGAUCUUAAGACUUAUUUAGCAGUAGUGGACUGCAGGGUGUCUUUUGAUGCUGACAAGGAACAUUUAUCUGGCAUGUUGGGAACCCAUGACCUCCACGUGUCCAAAAUAGUUCACAUGUCCUUUGUGGAAGUGAAUGAAGAGGGGACGGAAGCAGCAGCAACAGCUGUAGCAGUGAUAUGAUGCAGCCUGCCCAUGGAAGACUUUAAUGCUGACCACUGUUUCCUCUUCUUUAUU